AUGCACGUUAUAUUUCAUCAUAAACCAAAAUUUUCGCGCAUAUCACUGAACGGUCUUAAUAAAGUAACCGAAACCUCUUUAUUAACAAGGGAAAAGUUUUCUGUUUCCCUUCGUUCCUCCUGUUCUUUCAUCCGUAAUAACUUGAAAUACCAUCGUCAUUAUCAUCAAUCUCGACAUUUUAAUGGUAAUAGACUAGGAACUUACAAAGAAAGCAGAAAACAUUUAAAGAGCUCGAUAGAUAAAAUCAUCAAAGAGCAUGACGGGGUAAUUUAUAGAGCACCACAAGGGACAAAUCGGAUCAUGAUAUUUUGGCAUGUUGCUGGAAUAUUACAAUUGAUAUUUUGGCAAGUUUUGAUCUCGAAGCUAAAUAUUGCAGAUCUGUAUUGGCGAAUAUCAAACACAGACAAAGACAAUAAAACUGAGGCAAAUGAAAAAACGGAUGCACUUGUCCUCCCUCCUGCUGCUGCUGCCACACAUACACCUACUUACAAACGCGUCCUAAUAGUUGGAGGGAUGUUGUUAAUGGGAGCAGGUAUUUCCGCUUUGACGUUUAUUAUACCUAACAGAUCUAUUAUGUGUAUACGAAUUUUGAAAAAUGGUAAUGAAGCACAAUUGGAAACUGGCCGAAAAUUUUCAUCGAAAAGAAUCCGUAAUUUUCAAAUUGACGAUUUGACUACUCGAGAAUUGUUGUUACCUGAAACGAGAGUCAGACCGGAAGUGGGGAAAGGAGGUGGGAAACAUCUCCCAAACUACAGAGACGACGAUGGUUCCAAAAAUAAAAAUUAUCUUCAGCCAAUUUUUAUGCGUGCAAAAGGAGAACGAAUGGGAUUUAUGUUAAGUCGAUCGGGACAUUUUGAAGAUCCAAAGUUAUUUGAUUCGUUGUUUUACGAAUGA
This is a messenger RNA of Ambispora leptoticha, 894 nucleotides long. NCBI's taxonomy places the organism in Eukaryota, Fungi, Glomeromycota, Glomeromycetes, Archaeosporales, Ambisporaceae. The record is from the annotation of a GenBank genome assembly.